Molecule: messenger RNA, 693 nt
Organism: Anthostomella pinea
Lineage: Eukaryota; Fungi; Ascomycota; Sordariomycetes; Xylariales; Xylariaceae
Source: the annotation of a GenBank genome assembly
AUGUCACAAGUCCACGCCUUGUCCGACGACCAGGUCGGGCAGGAGCUGCGCAAGAUGACAGCCUUCAUCAAGCAAGAGGCGUACGAGAAGGCGCGCGAGAUCGAGAUCAAAGCGAACGAGGAGUUCAGCAUCGAGAAGUCAAAGCUAGUACGACAAGAAACGGACGCCAUCGACGCCGCGUACGCCAAGAAGUUCAAGCAGGCCACCAUGUCGCAGCAGAUCACGCGGUCGACCGUCGCCAACAAGUCGCGGCUGAAGGUCCUGGGCGCGCGCCAGGCCCUGUUGGACGACAUCUUCGAGGCUGCCGCCAAGCGUUUGGGAGAUGGCGCCAAGGACAAGAAGAAGUACAAGGCCGUGCUUAAGAAUCUGGUGCUCGAGGGCAUGUACGCACUCAGCGAGAAAGAGGUCGCCGUCCGUGCCCAAAAGGCCGAUUAUGAUGUUCUCAAGGACGCCAUCUCCGACGCUGAGGCCGAGUAUAAGAAGGAGGUCGGCAAGGAGUCCAAGGCCAAGAUUGACGAGGAGAACCCGUUGCCCGAGGGAAGCGCGGGAGGAGUCAUGAUCCUGGGCUUCAACGGCAAGAUCGAAAUCAACAACACCUUUGAACAGAGACUGGAGCUCCUGCAGACCAGCGCCCUGCCCGCCAUGCGCAAGACCCUGUUUGGAGCGAAUCCCAACCGCAAGUUCUUCGACUGA